Lasiodiplodia theobromae is the source of this 546-nucleotide messenger RNA. Its product is annotated as Stress response rci. Bases 1 to 546 code for a protein of 181 amino acids. Lineage: Eukaryota; Fungi; Ascomycota; Dothideomycetes; Botryosphaeriales; Botryosphaeriaceae. Gene Ontology annotation, biological process: endosome transport via multivesicular body sorting pathway. Gene Ontology annotation, cellular component: fungal-type vacuole membrane; fungal-type vacuole lumen. Gene Ontology annotation, molecular function: ubiquitin protein ligase binding. The record is from RefSeq and is a predicted model, not a curated record. The transcript is spliced from 2 exons.
AUGUGCGGCACCGACAUAUUCCUCGCCAUUCUGGCCAUCCUCUUCCCACCCGUCGCGGUCUGGGUCAAGCGCGGAGUCUGCAGCGCCGACUCGCUCAUCAACAUCGCCCUCUGCUGCCUAGGCCUCCUCCCCGGCCUCGUGCACGCCUGGUACAUCAUCUGGUCGCACCCAGACCGCGACGAGUACGAGCGCGUCGCCGACUCGGAGAACGGCAACGUCACCUACUACUACGUCGCGCACACCGACGGCAGCGGCCCCCGCCGCCCGCCGCGAGGCAAUAACAACACCCGGCAAGAACAGUACCGCAGCCACCCCGCUGGCCCGAGCUACGGCGCGGUCCCGAACCAGCAAUUCCACGGACAGCAGACCGGUCUCGAAAACCCCUGGGCGGAGGAGGGGAGGUCGGCGACGAAGCAGGGUAGUAGCGCACCGCCGCCGCCACCUUCGCGGGGACCGCAGCCUGGCGAUAGUGGUGAGGGAAGUGCGAGCCAACCUCCGCCGACGUAUGCGGAGGCCGUCAGGGGUGAUCACAAGGUUCAGACGUAG